GGAAAGAGAGCACUCAACAUUCAACAACAUUGAUUGUUGCCUAAAUAAUAAAUCCAUAAAAUAUUAUUCCCCAAGUUUUCAAUCUAAAUCUUCUAAGUUUGGACCGGGAAGAAUUCGACUGGUGAAGAAGUGGUUACCAAACACUGUACGCAUUUUUGCCCUUUAACUGAAAUCAAAUUUGUUCUAACAAUGCUUCAGUUGUACACAUAGCAAUACACUGUGUUGUGAUCUAAACACUAAUCCAACGGCCAUGGCUCACUGGAUCUCUUCCAAGCUCAAAGUCGCCGAAAACCUCCUUCAUCAGAUAGAUCAACAAGCAGCUGAUUCACUUCGUAAGAGUGAGAAGCAGCGAUCUGAUGAUAUAGAUCGCGAAAACAUAGCCAAAACGAAUGAAAACAAGCCACUUAAGGACCAGUUCAAGAAGAAAAGCCUCGAAACAAAUGAUAUAAUCCAGAAAUCCAAAUAUGAUCGUAAUUCAUCUUCUAUUAGCCUGGAUAAGAGCAAUAGCUUUGGCAGGAAUAAUAGUUAUAAGGCACAUAAGGAAGCUGUGACGCCAAUAGAUUCGGUACAUAAGGGAGCUGCGACGCCAAUAGAUUCGAGCCCCAAGUCCAGUACCAAUGCGCUUACUGAUAAUGAUUGGACUGAAUUGCUAAGUGCACCGAGUUCCACUGCUGGGGCGACUACUGGUAGUAAUGGAGUGGGAAGUACUCGUAGUGGUCGGAAUGAUGGUAGAAAGCAAAAGAGUUUGGGCUCCGGGUCAAAUUUGCCAGCUGUAGGAGGGAAACAGAGCCAGAAACCUCAAAAGGUUGUUAAGAGUGUUAAAGGAUCAAAUAUUCAUUCAGAGAAUGAGGUAAACAGUAGAAGGUUAGACAGAAAAGCUAGAACUUCAAAUGUUGAACUCAAAAGUGAUGGGGAAGGUUUGGGAAAAGGGGACCGUCAUCGGAAACACGAGGAUGUGAAGUCCUUCUGUGGAAAUAAGGAUGAACAAAUUGAAGUAAAGAAUGAAGGUUUGGAGGUUGUUAAGGACGUAGAGAAGUCUCCAGUGAACAGUCGUUCUGAAGAUAAGAGCCUUGGCAUUGUACCUGGGUCUUCCACUCUUGAUAAGGAGUUGGACAUAAAGAAUCAGCUGGAUGAUAAUCAGAGGAUUAGGCCUGUGAAGGCUACGGUUGACAGACCAAAAAUGGACUCUCCAAGUUCGACUUCUCUGAAGAUGAGCUCUUCUUCACCUAGUAAUGCAGAGUCUGAUUCUGAGACAGAUUCAACAUCUUCAUCAGGCUCGGAAAGUGAACGUGAAAGAGAAGAAAGGAGAAGAAGAAGGCAACAGAUCCUGGCUGAAAAAGCGGCUGCAAAAGCAAUGGAAGCUAUAAAAGAACGUGAGAACAAGGUUGCUAAAUUGGAAGGGGAGAAACAGAGCUUAGAAAAAAUACUUGAAGAGCGGGCCAAACAACAAGUUCAAGAGGCUUCUGAGUUACAGACGAACAUGAUGGAAACAAUGGAAGCUGUUGAGUUGGAGAAACAGAAACAUAAUAGUACUAGAAUGGAAACUCUUACACGAUUAGCAAAGCUUGAGACUGUAAAUGCUGAACUUGCAAGGUCUCUCGCUGCUGUUCAACGGAAUCUUGAAGCAGAGGUUUGUCAGGUUGCUGAACUACGCCAACAAAUUGAGUUAAAAGAAGCGGCUUAUGAAGAAUUGAGAAGGAAGAUAUCUAGGACACAGGGAAGUGGUGUUAACUUAGUGGCUUCAAAAGGCAUUGAAGUGGAGAGGGAGAUGCUUGAAGCAGAACACUCUUUCUUAACAGAUAAAGUGGGAUUGUUGCAGGAAAAGGCAAAGACACUAGAAAGUAGCAUUGCGACAACACAGCAUGAACUGGAAAACCCAACUGCAGUGGAAAUUGAGCUCAAGCGGAGGCUUAGUCAAUUGACCGAUCAUUUGAUUCAAAAACAAGCUCAGGUCGAGGCACUGUCUUCUGAGAAGGCCACAAUGACAUUUAAAAUUGAGGCGAUUUCAAGGUCGCUAGAAGAACACAAGUCUAUGCUAACUGAUUUUCCCGGUACCUCAUCAAUGGGUGAUUUGGAGUCUGGGUUGUGGGAACUCUCCAACUCAAAGUUGAGGCCUUUGUUUGAAGAAAGAAUGCGAUCAGGCCAGCAACAUUUAGGAUCUCUGAUUCGGCAGUUGGACUCCAUCUUCUGCACCGGAAUGGUGUUUCUUAGAAGGAACUCAAACGCAAAAAUAUUGUCUCUGGUUUACCUUGUUUUCCUUCAUCUUUGGGUCAUAUACAUUUUAAUGUCUCAUGCUCCUGUCUCUGAGGAUAGUAGUGGUGCCGUAAUUUCCUUGGAGAAUAUCAACAAAACGGGAGGCAUGUGAUAUCAUUUAUAGAUGCGUUGAUUCAUGUUCAUUGGAUCCAUCAUUUUUGUUUUGAGAUCCUUUUAGUGUCUCCAUCCCCUCUCAGCCAAAAACACAGAUGUAUAGAAAUGCACCAAUUUGUUAAACAAACCUCAGAUGGUUAUGUUUAUGUCAUCUAUGGGUGAUCCUCCUUGUAUAUCUAGGUCAAGGAAUGUAUAAGUUUUAAAGGUAGAUAUGCAUUUCAUGGCAAAUAGAAAUUCAUUGAUAUAGUUAUGGUAAUAAAUUCGAACAAUUCUUACUAA
Molecule: messenger RNA, 2646 nt
Organism: Lycium barbarum (goji berry)
Lineage: Eukaryota; Viridiplantae; Streptophyta; Magnoliopsida; Solanales; Solanaceae
Product: golgin candidate 2
Exons: 10
Coding region: 251-2365 (704 amino acids)
Biological process (GO): Golgi organization; retrograde transport, vesicle recycling within Golgi
Cellular component (GO): Golgi membrane; Golgi cisterna
Source: RefSeq, a predicted model, not a curated record